Messenger RNA from Impatiens glandulifera, 1541 nucleotides. Its product is annotated as cyclin-D3-1-like. Gene Ontology annotation, biological process: mitotic cell cycle phase transition; regulation of cyclin-dependent protein serine/threonine kinase activity. Gene Ontology annotation, molecular function: cyclin-dependent protein serine/threonine kinase regulator activity. The record is from RefSeq and is a predicted model, not a curated record. Gene Ontology annotation, cellular component: nucleus; cyclin-dependent protein kinase holoenzyme complex; cytoplasm. The coding region runs from base 183 to 1211 and encodes 342 amino acids. The transcript has 4 exons. NCBI's taxonomy places the organism in Eukaryota, Viridiplantae, Streptophyta, Magnoliopsida, Ericales, Balsaminaceae.
UUUUUCUGCUUUGUAUCUUUCUCUCUCUAGGUAUAGUGAGUAUCGUCGUCUACAGAUGGGAAUACAGAUGCAGAUGUGAUUCUACUGGGUCCGAAAAUGAGCUGCUCUCUCUCAAAUAAUCUCUUGUACCCAAAACACAAUGACCAAUCUUUCUCUUGUCUUCUUCUCGGAAGAAGAAAAAGAUGAUGGUUUCCCAUCUACCAGACCUUCAAUCAAAAAACUCAAUGUUUUCCCUCUACUGUGAAGAACGAUUAGUCGAUGAAAAAGAAGAACAAGACGCCGGAAAAGGGAUCCGCCCCUUUCACGACGGCGGCCGGAAGAAGAAGCCAGAACUUUUUGUUUUUGGACAUGAUUUGCAUUGGGAAACAGACGAGCUCGAGUCUCUGAUGUCUAGGGAAAGAGACGUACAUUUGGGUGUUACUGAUUUGAGCUCAGAUGAAUCGAUAAUGGAAGCAAGAAGGGAGGCUGUUGAAUGGAUAAUGAGGGUCAGUAGUCAUUACAGUUUCGCUUCAUUAACCAUUCUUUUAGCUGUUAUGUACUACGAUAGAUUCAUCUUGAGCGUUAAAUUCCAAAGAGAUAUGCCAUGGAUGAAUCAUUUAACAGCCGUCGCUUGUCUCUCUUUGGCUGCCAAAAUGGAAGAACCGCGUGUUCCCCUCCUCUUAGACCUGCAAGUGGAGGAAUUCAAAUAUGUAUUUGAAGCCAAAACAGUUCAAAGGAUGGAACUUCUGGUGCUUUCUAGCCUCAAGUGGAAGAUGAACCUUGUCACCCCAAUUACCUUUAUUGAACACAUUGUAAGGAGAUUGAGAUGGAAAUCCCUUUUGAACCGCCAUUUUUUUGACAGUUGUGAGACCCUCAUCGUUUCCUUAAUCUUUGAUUCAUGGUCUGUGAGCUAUCUCCCAUCUGUAAUGGCUAGUGCAGUCAUGUUACAAGUUGCAAAAGAAGUUGAUCCAUUAAGAGUAUUAGAUUUCGAGAAAGAGAUUAUGGAUAUUCUUAAAACCAACAAGGGAAAGGUUGAUGAUUGCGGGAAACUCAUACGGGUACCAUUAAGCUUGAAUCUUCGUAAACGCAAAUACAAUCCCAUUCCCAGCAGCCCGAGUUGCGUGAUAACUUCAUGUUUCAGCUCUAAUGAUAGCUCGAAUGAUUCUUGGACUGUUGCAUCUUCUGAAACUACUACAAUGAAGAAGAACAGAGCUGAUGAAGAAAUGAAGUAAAUGAGCUUAUCAGCUUAAUUGGACAUAUCUAUAAUUAGUAUUUUAUGGACAAAAUAGUAAAUGAUCUACUAUUUUAAGAUUAUUCCUACAUUAGUAUAUAUCAUCAUGCAAUAGGAGACAUGAGGAAUGAUCUUGUGUUUUGGAAGAUCUAAGCAGAAACUCUAAGAUUUCUGUAUGAUUUCAUUAUGAAUUGAGGUAUGCUUUAGACAUUAUUGCUAUGUUCAGUAGUGAUGAUGAUCUAACAUAGAAAAAUUUAAGAUUAAUGACUAAAAUACCCAUGGAAUUUAAUAUUUUGAAGUAUUAUAAAAAGUAGGGUAAAUAUUCUUUUGA